GCGGGGCGGCCUCGGCGCGGCGGAGACGGUGGCUGCAGGAGCGGGGCCCCAGCGGAAGCCACCAUGUUCCAGGCCACCACCUGCCUCAAGCACCAGGGGGAUGGAAGGGAGAGCCCCCCACUGCCACCACCAUCGGAAUCCCUGCUUGUCUCCCCUCUGGAGACGCUGUUCCGACAGGGAAGUGGGGUCACCUACCGCAUCCCAGCUCUGCUCUACAUUCCCCCGGAUGAAUCCUUCCUGGCCUUUGCCGAGAAACGCUCCUCAGCCCGGGAUGAGGAUGCCAAGUACCUGGUGCUGCGUCGGGGCUGCCAGCACGGCUCUUCGGUCAAGUGGGGUCCGGUGGAGGAGCUGUCGGCGCUGGCACUGCCCGGCCGCCGCACCAUGAACCCGUGUCCGCUCUUCGAUGCCAGGAGCGGCACCAUCUUCCUCUUCUGCAUCUGCGUAGAGCAGGGGAAGACGGAGCAGCACCAGAUCUGGAGGGGGUGCAGCGCCGCGCGCCUCUGCUUCGCCACGAGUGCCGAUGGUGGCCGCAGCUGGGCCCCGCUGCGGGAUGUGACGGACGAGGCCGUUGGCGCCGACCUGUCCCGCUGGGCCACCUUUGCUGUGGGGCCAGGCCACGGCAUACAGCUGGAUUCGGGGCGGCUCGUGGUGCCGGCGUACACCUACUACAUGCACGGGCACCUCUGCGGGGCGGCGCGGCUGCCCUGCUCCACCCGCCAGCACUCUUUCAUCUUCUACAGCGAUGACGGCGGGCGCCGCUGGCACAAGGGCGCCCUGCUCGCUGGUGAGCGCACGGGCGAGUGCCAGGUAGCCGAAAUCCAUGGCGCCCACCCGCCCCUGCUGUACUGCAGCGCCCGCGCACCGCGCGGUUGCCGGGCCGUGGCACUCAGCACCGACCGCGGGCUGCGCUUCCAGCGCCCGACGCGGUGCCCGGCGCUGGCCGAGCCACCACAUGGGUGCCAGGGCAGCGUAGUGAGCUUUGCCGCGCCCGCCGGCACCGCCGGGGCGCCCACGUGGCUGCUCUACUCCCACCCCACCAGCCGGCACCACCGGCGCGAUUUGGGUGUCUAUGUGAACCCGUCACCGCUGGACGGGGCGGGCUGGCGGCGCCCGUGGGUGCUGCACGCAGGGCCUGCCGGGUAUUCCGACCUGGCCGUGUGUCCUGGCAGAAUUUUCGGCUGCUUGUUCGAGUGCGGCACUGCCAGUGCCUGUGAGGAAAUCGUCUUCUGCCUCUUCACCCUGGACUCCUCUGAUCAGAACCUCAAGGCUUCCUAAAACAGGCCUGUUUUACUCAAGAGGGUCACUCCUGACUGCUGGCAUCCCGGUCUGGACCUCACCAGCAUGUUUUGGAUGCUCCAGAGGCUCAGCAUCGCGUAGCUUUUGUUUAAUUUUAUAUUUAAUUAUUGCUUUUUAAUCACCCAGUCAGGUGGUGGUGGUGGACGAUCUGCUGCAGGUUGGCCGAGGGGUGCUGGCACAGCACCCAAAAUGCUGCUGCUGCUCCAAAAAUCAGCGUUUUUCACCUGGUAGCAGCAAAAAAGUGCCACCGAGAGCAGCUGGUUCCCUGAGGAAGAAGUCCCCUAAAGUCUUCGUUUAAGUUAAAAAUGUUUCCAGUUCCUGUGUCCCCCUCAUGUGGCAGAGAGAAUUCCUAUUUUUUUAAUCCUGUUUUCUUCCACUUGCCUGCUUCAGGCCUGUAUACUCCCAUAGGAAAAUGAACUCCAGUCUUGCGGGGAUUUUUUUAUUCUGCUCCAUAGGAAUAGGUUGUGGCAUCCUGACUGCAACAGCAACCUCACAAUCCCCUGCUACUUGCAAAUAAAGUCCUCCCAAAGUAGGUGAAAUCCAGCCAGUAUUGGGGAAAAAAACUGGGAAAAGUCCUGCACCCAUCGUGUCUUUGCACUCAUCCCCCCAUGGUGGAGAACAGAGCUGGCCCCUCAUAGCCCCUCAGCACAGGCACCCUGGGAAACCCACAUUUCCCAUCUUCUCUUGGCCCUGCUUUUGGGAAUUCAGCCCGUUUUCCCUGUGAGGCUCUGGGGUUCCAGGGGCUGGGGAUAUUUUGGGGUCCCAUUGUGGUGCUGUCCCCACAGACAGGGCACCUGAGCACCUACUCCAACAGGGUUUUUUCCUGAAAAGGGUUUUUCCAUAGUGAGUGUCCACAUAUUGAUUGGGAACUCAGUGGGAUGUUCCCAACCUGCCACCCUCACCCCACUGCGAGAGGAUGGAUAGGGACAGGACAGAAUGGGAUGGGGACAGGAUGGGAUUAUGACAGGACAGAGGGGGGUCAGGUAGCAGAGGACAUAUAGGAGGGGUACAGGAAUGGGAUGGGGACAGAAUGGGGUGGGGAGGGAUAGGAGUGGGCCAGUCCAGUUGAGGACAGGGCAGAGUGGGGACAGGGAAGAUGGGGAUAGGAUGGGAUUGGAACAGAGGACAGCAACAGGCAGGAUGAGUCCAGAACAGUUUGGGGACAGACAAAAGGCGGGGGACAG
This is a messenger RNA of Lepidothrix coronata (blue-crowned manakin), 2480 nucleotides long. RefSeq names its product neuraminidase 3 (gene NEU3). Gene Ontology annotation, biological process: oligosaccharide catabolic process; ganglioside catabolic process. The record is from RefSeq and is a predicted model, not a curated record. The transcript has 4 exons. Lineage: Eukaryota; Metazoa; Chordata; Aves; Passeriformes; Pipridae. Gene Ontology annotation, cellular component: membrane; lysosome; cytoplasm. Gene Ontology annotation, molecular function: exo-alpha-sialidase activity. The coding region runs from base 64 to 1275 and encodes 403 amino acids.